Culex pipiens pallens (northern house mosquito) is the source of this 809-nucleotide messenger RNA. RefSeq names its product protein FAM136A. Lineage: Eukaryota; Metazoa; Arthropoda; Insecta; Diptera; Culicidae. Gene Ontology annotation, cellular component: cytoplasm. The transcript has 2 exons. The record is from RefSeq and is a predicted model, not a curated record. Bases 126 to 551 code for a protein of 141 amino acids.
AUACGGCGGCCGCGAUUUUGGUUUCACGCGUUUCGGAACUCGGAAAAUUACUUUACGUUAAUUUGUCGCUGGAAAAGCCGGUUCUAGUCUCCCGUGUUAGCUUCCCAAAACAAGAAUUUUCCACCAUGGUCGAACAGCAGAAGCAACGCAUCGAGCUGGAGCUGUCCCAGCGCGUCGACGAUCUGGACCGGACAAUCUUGCGUAAGAUGCAGGCUGAAAUGCACGAAUGCGCGGCCAGAUGUUGCCACGAUAGCGGUUCCAGCAUGGACGCUGUCCAACGCUGCGUGGAAAGCUGUUCCGGGCCGGUUAUGCGAGCGCAGCAGCACGUGGAGAAGGAACUGGGCGGGUUCAACAAUCGGCUGCAACGAUGCGUGAUGGACUGCAACGACACGAUAAAGGACAAAAUGGGUGCCAACCCGUCCGAAAGUGACAUUUCCAAGUACACGGGAAUGUUCGAGCGGUGUGCGAUCAAGUGCGUGGACAAGCACGUGGACCUGCUGCCCGGGCUGUUCAAAUCGAUUCAGCAAACGAUUGCGAGCAAACGGAAUUGAGUCGGUUGGUAAUGAGGUAGGUAUGUGUAAGGAUCAAAAGUCAAAAAUGCCUGACGCAUUUAUAAAGAUUGAUGGGAAGCCACAAUACUGCCAACGGGGGGAAAUCAUUGUAAAUCUGAACGCAUUUCACAGUUUUACUUAUCUAGUGAUGUACGUGAAGCUUAUCGUAGAAUGGUUGUUGACGAACAACGUUGUGUGUUAUCAAAAUUGUAAUAAAACAAUGUUGAGAGAUUGUUUUCUAUGUAUAAACAUAUUGAA